AUGGCAGCUCUAACCAGCUCAGUCGUGAUUUCGAAAAGCCCUGCAUUCCCACUAUCUUAUGAUUUUGAUGAACGCUAUGUGUUUAGGUUUCUAAUUGGGCUGACCCAUGCUCAUAGUGUAGUUAAAACUGCAGUGCCACUUAUUAGAAUUACCGCCAUCAACACCAGAAGUCGGAGAAGCCAUCACGGUAUUUGCAGCCGCGACAUUUGGGACAACUCCACCAACACCGCCAGUGUGUCCACCGCCACCAUGUGGAGAUUUGGUAUUCCCGCGACCCCGUCCACGCCUACCACCACGAGACCAUCCUUCGGGAAACCCGUGGAGUUUGUAGCAAGUCUGAAUGGUGUGAUUGGCGCGGUUGCAGUGGGUGCAAAAUUGACCUGA
Striga asiatica is the source of this 384-nucleotide messenger RNA. NCBI's taxonomy places the organism in Eukaryota, Viridiplantae, Streptophyta, Magnoliopsida, Lamiales, Orobanchaceae. The record is from the annotation of a GenBank genome assembly.